UUAAUGUUGGCGAUCAUAACGAAAUCGAACGUUGCGUUGUAAACUACUGGAUACUCAAUUCAAAAAUACCCUAAAAGACGUUGUUUACUGCAAAAAACGUAAUACGGUUAAAAAACAAAUGUUUAAAAUUUUAAAUAAAUAAUACAAAUUCCCCCCAGAAAUAUUUUAUAAAACCAGACGCGUCGGCGCGAAGUUCAAUAUACAUAUGUAGAAGCAAUACACAAAUUUAAAAAAAGAAAAAAAGUUAACAAAUUGUGUGAAAACAAAAUACGCAAAAAAAUAAAUAAAAAUUAAAUAAUACACUUGUUAAAAUCACAUUUUUGUUUUAACAAAUAAUGAACGACAAAGUUUAAGUGUUUUUUUAAAGUGUGUUCAAUUCAUUUAAAACAAAUCAAAUAUUACAAAAAUAAAUUUGUUCAAUUGCCAGCCGGUUGAAAUAAAAAUUAAAUUAAAUAAUGGAAUUCGUUGAAAUGUGUGUAAUGUGCUAGCAAUUUGUGUUUAUAAAAAAUAUUUAAAUCGAAAAAAGUAUUUACAUAUUUAUAAAAGAAUUGAAAUGUGUUGAAAAUAUUCCAAUUUCUGUUUAUAAAAAGUAUUUAUUUAUAAAAGAAUCAUUAUUAUUUCUUUACACGUUUUAAAGCAAGGAAUUAAUUCAAAAAUAUUGAAAUAAAAAAGAGUCCAGCAGCUGAAACAAAAUUCACAAUAUCACUUGGAAUCGAAAACCUGUAAUGUCCGGCUACCUUAGAAUGAAGGCUGUCAUUUCGGUUGGUGUACAGGAAAGAUGAUCGAAGCAUUUGCCAAUCACUUAGGCAGUCAUAUAGGCAGACAUUUAUUUUAUUGGGCCACCACAGCACCAACGGUUCACAACUUGGACACGGAAACGGAUUACGGCCUCAAACUGCGCAUUUCAAAUAUAAUCAAUAAAUUUCAUGGACCACUUGAACGUGGCGUACAAAUACUCGAUCAUUUGCUAACACUGGAAGAAGAAGAUUUUAACGAUCACUGGGGUUCUGCUUACAUCCACAACUAUGAACCGGAAAUAGUGGAUAGUCGGGAAGAACCAUAUAAUACGGGCGGGAGAGUAGACGGUAAUCAAGAAGUUUUACAUUAUUAUGGCAACAAUAAUGGCGGUGUAAUGCGACAGCAAAAUAUUGCAAGAGGAAAUAUGGAAACUUUGAAUAAUGGCAAUGGUAUGCUACUCUCCCCACCACACAAUAAUUCAGGCCAUCAACAACAACAACAGCAGCAACAAUCAACACGUGGUGGCGGUGGAGCUUCGACAACAGCUACAGCAGCAGCAUCGGCUAGUGUGGCAGCAGCUGGCGGAAAUGAAAGAAGUGUUAGUAGUAGUACUGCAGCUGCUGCUUCUGCUUCAGCAGGAGAAAAUAAUUUACAAAUAACACAGCCCAUUAGUGCGCCAUCGUCACCGCUAGCCUCACCAGGAGCUAUAAGUCCAACAUCAUUUUGCUUGCCAUCUAGUUCAACGGCAGCAGCUGUGGCAACAUCAAAUGGUAGCGGUUCGUAUGUGUGUCCAAACGGUGCUAAUGCUGGCAACAUGUCAUAUGCAAAUGUAGGAGCAUCAAAUGCAAAUGAUACAGCAGAUCCCAAUUGGCAGGCUACGAAGGCAACGGUAUUAGAACGUAAUGCCGCCAUGUUCAAUAAUGAAUUAAUGUCAGAUGUUACAUUUGUAGUGGGUGAUGAUUUUGAUACUGUUCAAACUAUACCAGCUCAUAAGUAUAUAUUAGCUACAGGCAGCUCGGUAUUUUAUGCCAUGUUUUAUGGUGGUUUGGCUGAAAACAAACAGGAAAUUAAAGUGCCAGAUGUGGAACCUUCAGCCUUCUUAACACUAUUAAGAUACUUAUAUUGUGAUGAAAUACAAUUGGAACCUGAUAAUAUAUUAGCCACUUUAUAUGCAGCCAAAAAAUAUAUUGUACCACAUUUGGCCAGAGCCUGUGUGAAUUAUUUAGAAGUUAAAUUGACUGCAAAAAACGCCUGUCUACUUCUCAGUCAAUCACGUCUUUUCGAAGAGCCCGAACUGAUGCAACGUUGCUGGGAAGUAAUCGAUGCUCAAGCCGAAAUGGCCAUUAAAUCCGAAGAUUUCGUUGAUAUCGAUCUUAAAACGUUCGAAUCGAUUCUAUGGCGCGAAACCUUGAACUGCAAAGAGAUUCAUCUCUUUGAGGCGGCUUUAAAUUGGGCUCAGAAUUGUUGUCAAAAGAUGCCUAUCGAUAAUACUCCCCAAAAUAUGCGUAAAGUUUUGGGACAAGCAUUGCAUUUAAUACGCAUACCCACCAUGUCAUUGGAUGAGUUCGCCAACGGCGUCGCUCAGACUGGUAUUCUAACAUCACAAGAGACAAUUGAUAUGUUUUUGCAUUUUACAGCCAAAUCAAAACCAUCAUUAAACUUUCCAACCAAAGCACGAGCCGGUCUAAAAACCCAAGUCUGCCAUCGUUUUCAGUCGUGUGCAUAUCGCUCGAAUCAGUGGCGUUAUCGUGGUCGCUGUGAUAGUAUACAAUUUUCGGUGGAUCGGAGAAUUUUCAUUGUUGGUUUUGGUUUAUAUGGUUCAUCAACUGGUGCUGCCACCUACAAUGUAAAGAUCGAAUUGAAACGUUUGGGACGUACUUUAGCUGAGAAUGAUACGAAAUUCUUUUCGGAUGGUUCCAGUAAUACAUUUCAUGUUUUCUUCGAAAAUCCCAUACAAAUUGAACCCGAAUGCUACUAUACAGCUUCAGUUAUACUAGAUGGCAUUGAACUGUCAUUUUUUGGACAAGAGGGCAUGUCAGAGGUAUGCAUGGGUAAUGUAACAUUUCAAUUUCAAUGUUCAUCGGAAAGUACCAAUGGCACUGGAGUACAAGGUGGUCAAAUACCAGAACUAAUAUUUUAUGGUCCAACAACAAUGACCUCAAUGAAUUCACCCACACAAUCGAUGUGUGCCAGCCCAGUAGGUGAAUUAGAAGGCACAUGUGGUUCGGGCACAGGACAAACAAAAAGUAAUCGUAAUUCUAGUGAUUUAACAGUAAAUUGUGAUGAUUUAUUAGCAGCAAGUUCUAGUUCAGAUGGAGUUGGUGCUUCAAGUAAUUAAGAAAUAAGUUAAUAAUAUAUGCACACUCACACACAUAUUACAUACAAACAAUGGAAACAAAUUUGCAACAUAAUGGUUUUUUUCUCUCAUUAGUAUAAUAUAUACAUUAGCUAUAUACAUAUAAAAACAUAAUAUAAUUAUUAACCAAAAAAAAAACAAAAACUAAACAAAAAUAUAUGAAAUUUUUUUACAUUAUUUUUGGAAUAGCAUAUAGUAGAAGAAAAAAUGAUAAGGGAUAUAACAAAAUCAAGUAAUGAAAUGAAGAAAAUACAUACGUAGAAAAAAUAAACAAAAAAAAAACAACCAACCUAUAUUGAGGGAACAUUUAAGUCUGUUUAAUUCCAAAACUAUAUAUUGAAUUUACUAAUAGAACACAAAAAUACUAAUGAUACUUAAAAGCAAUAUUUGAAAACAUAUGCUUGAAUUUUUCUCAUCUUAACAACAACAUAAAAAAAUAACAAUUCAUAAAGUAAUACAUACAUAAAUAAUUGCAAUAAAUUAAAUAAAUACUUACAAAGGCAAUCAAUUAUUCUAGUUUAAAAGUUAUUAGAGACACAUAAUUCGAAAUAUUUUUAAAAAUGAAAAACAAAAACAAAACAACUGGGAUCUUACAAAAUAAAUAUAAACGAAAAAGCAAAAUUUAUAUACCUUAAAAAAUAGCAACAAAUCAUAUAUAUACAUAUAUAUACAAACAAAUUACAUACAUACAUAUAUCUUUAUAUAUUAAAAACCAGACAAAGAAAAACCUUUUCGAUUAUUAAAAAUAAAAAUUACAAAAACCAAGCAAACAACAAAUAUGUAUACCUAAAAAGUUACAAGUAGUUUAAACAUUUUUGACCAGUUAACAAAAUUAAAUAAAAAUAUAUUAUACACAAAUGGCUGCUGGAUUAUAUUAGUGAGUUUUAGCACCAUAUUUAAACAGUAAAAAGUAUUUUCAGGAUUUCAUUAUUUCCUAUUUUCCUGAAAUAUCACUAAUAUAAUAAAGCCAAAAAUAAAGACAAUUAUUAACAAUAUUCCAUUAAAAAAUUAAAUAUAUACUACCAAACUUAUUAAUUAAUAGCAUUAUUACAUUGCAUUAUAACGAUUGCAGUAAUUAAGUGAAGAAAAUUUCAACAUUAUAAAAAUAUAAUUAUAUAAAUAAUUUUGCAUUUAUUACACAUUUGGUUUCUAACUUAUUAUUUCGUUUAUUUGCCAGCAAUUAACCAAAAUAAUAAAAAUUUAAAACAAAGUUACGUACUUUUUGUGUGAACAUAAAAGAAAUCCAAUAAUGCAUUAAUUAGUCCCUUAUGGGUACGUUUUCAAGACAUCCCACUUUAUUUUGUCUCAAUAUUUUUUUUUUUUAAAUUUUGUUUAUCUUUUUGAUUUAAACUUAAGCAUUAUUAUGUUUUUUUAAUAGAUUUAGUUGUUAUUUAAGUAUGUAUGUGUGUUUUUGUUUAUCCUGAAGUUUGUAACUUGUCCACUAUGGAUUUUUUCUAUGCCUUUAUAUUGCUACAAUUCUAAGAUACGAUCGAUCAAUGCUUCUGGUACUGAUUUUUUUUAAGACACUACAUUUACAAAUAUUUUUUUCCUAUUUUUUUGUUUAAGUAUAAUUAUAUAGUUGGAUAAUGAAUUGAAUUUAAUUACAAUAACCUAUUUUAUUCAAAUAAUAAAUAAUUGAAAAAAAAUUUUAGAAAUUUUUAAAA
Messenger RNA from Calliphora vicina (urban bluebottle blowfly), 4758 nucleotides. It is a transcript of the gene lute, whose product is annotated as lute. NCBI's taxonomy places the organism in Eukaryota, Metazoa, Arthropoda, Insecta, Diptera, Calliphoridae. Gene Ontology annotation, cellular component: cytosol. The transcript is spliced from 6 exons. Gene Ontology annotation, biological process: neurogenesis. The coding region runs from base 779 to 3076 and encodes 765 amino acids. The record is from RefSeq and is a predicted model, not a curated record. Gene Ontology annotation, molecular function: protein binding.